GUCUGCUGCUCGGCUCCGGGAGGGAAGAAUGGGAAAGGGCGACGGGACGAGGCAGCGUGUGGCGACAUGAACACAACGGGCUUUUUCUGAACCGACUCGCGGCUUUAACACAACAGACACACGCACUUCAAACCCCCGGGACGUCUCCGCUAUUCUCCCCCCCCUCAAAAAAGAGGACCGAGUGCUGGAAGGGAGAUUUCGCUCCCGUAGGAAAACGCAGCCUCUUCUUUGUGGACUCUCUCAUUUUCCUUGCGAUAAAGUACCCGGUCACAGAGUGGAGGAUUCGUCUGACCUUAAACCUCAAUAGGAAGGAGAUCAAGCCACUUCAGGGAUGGAGCAGGUAUCAGAUGACGAGUUGGACCAUGGAGCAGAGGAGGACAGUGAUAAGGAGGACCAGGACCUGGACAAGAUGUUUGGAGCCUGGCUGGGAGAACUGGACAAGCUCACACAGAGCCUGGAUGACGGCAAGCCACAGAAAGCCCUCCAGAAGCCUCCUCUCAGACAGGAGACCAACAUGGCCAACUUCUCCUACCGCUUCUCAAUGUACAACAUAAACGAGGCGUUGAACCAGGGAGACACAGUGGACCUGGAUGCCCUGAUGGCCGACCUGUGCUCCAUCGAGCAGGAGCUCAAUACCGUUUCCAAACCAAACUCCACUUCUCGGGGCCAGAGCAAAGGCCAGCAGAGGACCGGUGUUGGCCGCGCUGCUAGUAGCAAGCACACAGGCACCAGUGGAGGGGGAAGCAGCGGAGGAAGUACCAGUAGCAGUACCAGGGCAUCGCCGGCCAACACAGUACGAGGCGGCAGCGUCAACGCUCGCCCCGCAGCCUCCAACAUCUCCCUCGAUGACAUCACUUCCCAGCUGGAGAAGGCCUCUCUCAGCAUGGACGAGGCGGCUCGUCAGACAUCCUCCUCUUCCUCCUCCUCUUCUUCCUCAUUCUCCUCCACAACGCUCCGGCGGCCCUCAUCGGGGUCGUCUGGCGGCGGGCAGCACCGCAGGGCGGGCUCUGUGGGCGCGGUCAGCGAGCAGGAGGCGCCCUCCCAGCGGUCGAGUGUCAAUUCAGCAUGUGCCUCAGCGUCCAGCAUGGACUCCCUGGACAUUGACAAAGUGUUGACAGGAGGAGAGGCGGAGGGCCAGAGCAGCUCGAACGCACCGGGACCAAACCAGACCAGCACUGAGCAUGUCGUACUGCGGCGGGCCAAUGGUCAGCCGGCCAGGCGGCAGCUUGACUUCACCUCACAGGCGGGUGAAGUGGACCGGGCCACUCACUCGUAUCUGGACCGAGAAACCUCACUCAUUUUGAAAAGCAUAGCUGGAAAGCCUUCUCACCUCCUGACCAAGGAGGAGCAAGCAGCCAAACUGAAGGCUGAGAAGAUCCGAGUCGCCCUGGAAAAAAUCAAGGAGGCUCAGGUUAAAAAGCUGGUGAUCAGGGUCCACAUGUCGGACGAGAGCUCCAAGACCAUGAUGGUGGACGAGCGGCAGUCCGUCAGGCAGGUGCUGGACAGCCUGCUGGACAAGUCGCACUGUGGCUACAGCCCCGACUGGGCCCUUGUGGAAACCAUCACGGAGCUCCAGAUGGAACGUAUUUUUGAGGAUCACGAGAACCUGGUGGAGAAUCUGUUGAACUGGACCCGGGACAGUCACAACAAGCUCAUGUUCAUCGAGCGCAUCGAGAAAUACGCUCUUUUCAAAAACCCACAGAACUAUUUGCUGGGGCGGAAGGAGACAUCAGAGAUGGCAGACAGGAAUAAAGAGGCUCUAUUAGAGGAGUGUUUCUGCGGCGGCACGGUGUCUGUGCCGGAGAUCGAGGGCAUCCUGUGGCUGAAGGAGGACGGGAAGAAGUCGUGGAAGAAGCGUUACUUCCUCCUCAGGGCUUCUGGGAUCUAUUACGUCCCAAAGGGCAAAGCCAAGGCCUCCAGAGAUCUAGUGUGCUUCCUGCAGUUGGACCAUGUUAACGUGUAUUAUGGCCAGGACUACCGCAGCAAAUACAAGGCUCCCACUGACUACUGCCUGGCUCUCAAGCAUCCACAAAUCCAGAAGAAGUCGCAGUACAUCAAGUACUUGUGCUGCGAUGAUGUCAGGACCCUGCACCAGUGGGUGAAUGGAAUCCGAAUCGCCAAGUAUGGAAAGCAGCUUUAUGGGAACUACCAGGAAGCCAUGAAGAGAACAGAGGCGGCCUAUGAUUGGUCGUCUCUCUCCACCUCCAGCAUUCGAUCAGGCUCCAGCUCUGCCAGCAUACCUGAGUCCCAGUCCAAUCAUUCAGGACAGUCGGACAGUGGUGUGGACACAGGCUCCUCUCACGGCCGCUCCCAGAGUGUGGUGAGCUCCAUUUUCUCUGAGGCCUGGAAGAGAGGGACCCAGAUCGAGGAAAGCACCAAGCAGAUAAGAAUGGAGGCAUCCAGAGGAGCCACCCUGCCGCAUCCUUCCCACAGUCACCGGCAUCACAGCCAGCACUCAGUGGACCACCCAGCCCUGACGCCCCCUCCUCAGACUCAUCCCCAGGCCCAAACACCGCCACCACCACAGCCUCAGCACCCACCAGUGCACCCCCAGACACUGGUCCAACCACAACAGCAGCACCUGCCGCCUCAGUCUCCUCAACAGGCCCUGCAGCCUCUGCCCCAAUCGCCUCAACGCCCUCAGCCAGCGCCGCCAAAGUCUCCGCAGCAGCAGCAGCAGACGUCACAGGCCGUCAGUGGCUACCACCACCUGCCCCCCCCACAGCAGCAGCCACAGGCCGUCAGUGACUACAUCCACAUGCCCCUGCAGCAGCAGCAGCAGCAGCAACAGCCACAGACUGUCAGUGGCUACCACCACAUGCCCCCACCGCAGCAGCAGCAACAGCCACAGACUGUCAGUGGCUAUCACCAAAUGCCCCCGCAGCAACAGCCACAGACCGUCACUGGCUACCACCACAUGCCCCCGCAGCAGGAGCAGCAGCAGCAACAGCCACAGGCCGUCAGUGGCUACCACCAUAGGCCCCCACCUGAGCAGCAGCCACAGACCGUCAGUGACUACCACCACAUGCCCCCGCAGCAGCAGCCACAGACCGUCAGUGACUACCACCACAUGCCACCACCAAAGCAGCAGCAGCAGCCACAGACCGAAAGUGACUACCACCACAUGCCCUCGCAGAUACAGCGGCAACAGCCACAGGCCGUCAGUGACUACUACCACAUGCCCCCACCACAGCAACAGCCACAAAACGUCAGUGGCUACCACCACAUGCCCCCACCACAGCAGCAGCCACAGACCGUCAGUGGCUACCACCACAUGCCCCCACCACAGCAGCAGCCACAGACCGUCAGUGGCUACCACAACAUGCCCCCACCACAGCAGCAGCAGCCGCCAGCUCCUCCGCCCCCACCUCCACCGCCACCUCCCCCUCCGCCACCGCCGGUUCAAAGUGUGUCGCACCACUCGCCAGCUCUCACCAUGUACAAGUUCAGCACGAUCAACAGGCUGCAGAACCAGAAUUCCUCACAGACGGCCAAUCACCACAGGCUGCCCCCAGCUCCGAAACCACCUGUUGCUAAAGUGUCCAUCAAACCCAAUGUGAACCACAUUGCUGCAAGGACUAAUGUCCCGCCUCCCCCGCCGCCACCUCCUCCGCCAUCAAUGCCCACCCCUGGGUCAGCCAUGGCCUCGCUGAGGCUCGGCCCUCCCAGCGUAGCCCCCCCACCUGCCUUUGUGCCUCCGCCCCCAGCUCCUCCUCCUGCUCCAUACACCAAUGGGGUUGCAUUUCCUCCUCCACCCCCCCCUGGUCCUGCUCCCAUGAGCCAGCCCGUUUACUCCAUUGGGCUGAAGCAGGCGCUGAAGGAAAGGUUCCCCAGCCCGCCACGGGACCUCUUGUCUCCGAAUGGAGACCUCGACGAGUACCCACCGCCUGCCCCCGCACCACCACCACCGCCGCCUCCUCCUCCACCGCCCCCACCACCUCCUCCCCCUACCCAGCAGUUCCCAGUGCCAGCUCAGUUUCCACCCCCUCCGGCGCCACCUCCAGCACCACCCAAAACCUUCACCCCAGGUUUUAUCCCUCAUGCUCCCCCAAAGCCUGUGUCACCAGUCUCCCCUUUCCCUCCUGCCCCACCCUAUGCCGCCUUAGGGGGCCCUGCCCCAGCCCCACCACCACCUCCACCCCCACCUUCAUCUGGAGCUUUCAAGAAGCAGUUCAGCCUUCAUGCAGGGCACACCUCCAGCCAACCCCCUCGGACUCUGCCCAAGCAGCACAGCCUCUCUAAACCACCCAUGUCCACAGGAGCCCCUCCCACCAUAUCUUUAGUGAAACAACUGGCCAGUCAGUUUCCAGGAGCCCCCUCCCAAGUAGCCAAUCACACAGAGAGCCCCAAAGCCCCCCUCUCACCACCUGCAGUCAAGACCAAACCAAGAUGGCAGCCAGGGGGUGUCCAGCAGCUUCAGUCUCCCGAGUUCCCUCCUCCUCCUCCAGACAGCAACGCUGGUUUCCCUGCUGCCCCUGCUCCCCCUGCUCCCCCUCCGCCACCUCCGCCACCUCCCCCAGCACCUGUUACUGGCCCGACUCCGCCCCCUCCUCCCCUCCCCCCUGGAAACCUUGCCUCCACCAUGAGGGCACCGUCUGGCUCUUCCCACUUUGGAGGCAAGAAAGCACCUCCUACCCCCAACAGGAACUCCAGUGUCAAGUCCGAUUCCUCCGGCUCGUAUGAGGAAUCCAGGAGGAACUUGCUCAGUAAGUUUGGCUCCAAGAGCAACACCCCACCUUCAUCCCCUUGUCCCACCUCUUCCUCUACUGGAUCUCCCUCUAAGGACCACUCAGCUGGACCCCGCGCUCCCCCGAAACCAGGCAAGCUCAACCUGGCCAACUUGCCCAUGGGCCUCCAGUCCAAAGUGAGCCAGGCAAAGCAGUCCAGCGGCGACUUCCCUUCCCCACCACCCGAUUGUGCCUAUUUCCCACCUCCUCCCCCAGCCACAGAAAUCUUCCCCCCUCCUCCCCCUCCUGGUGACACCCAUAGCGGAGGGCCUCCGCGGGUAGCCGUGGUGAAUCCUCAGCCCCAGGCUCCCCCUCCUCCACCGCCCGUCUCCCUUUUCAGCAACUCAACAUGGGGAAAGAGUUCCCUGAAAAAGACUCCUCCACCCACACUUGUGCGGCGCAGUAACAACACCCCGGAGCCCCCUCCCCUUUCGCCACCUCCGACCUCCCCGAAGGGGAGCUCAGGCCAGCCCAAUUUCUUGGAUGAUCUCCACCGGACACUGAAGCGAAAGUCGGUUGGACGGCAGGGUUCUCUCAACUCUGCCGGCCUCUCAGGCAAGUUGGAACCUGCCGGGACCAUGGACGACAUGGCGCUGCCACCGCCGCCCCCCGAGCUGCUUCAGGACCAAGGAAUGCAAAGCAACGGAGGAAACGGUGGCUACAUGUCCGGAAACAUCUCAGGCUAUGCAACGCUGCGACGAGGACCCCCACCUGCACCACCUAAACGUGGUGACGGCACCAAACUUACUGGAGAGUGUUGAACUCCGAGAUAAGGAUGCUAUGAAGACGGACGAACAGACAGUGAAAGAAUAUAUUGAAGUGAACAUUCAUAAGUGAACUGGGAGCAAAAUCCUGGAUACCUUCUGUCCUCUUGGGACCACAAUGAUAAAUGGAUGACUGUGUAUAUAUGAAAACCUAAACCAGACCGUGGUCAGUGAGUGUUUGCUAAUUAUUGCGUUUUCGUUAACAUGCUCGGCGCUCCAGAUCAGUGAGGUUUACAAUAUUGGGACAAUUAAGACUGGAGCAGGCAAGUUUGAGGUCACAUAAAUGUCCUUUUCUGCCAUUAGCUAUACUCUCUGGAACAAACUGUAUUGCCCUGUAUUGUAACCCCUACCGCCCCCCCCCCCCCCCCCCUGUCACCCACUCGCUGUUCCGGUGUGCCAAGCAGAUUUAAUACAAACACUCGUAAGAUUUGUGCAAAUGUUACUGGAUCCAGGUCUGAGCCGAACCGCGUAUCCGCAUAUUUUCCAUAAGUUUGUGCCACGUACUGGAAACAAAAAAAAAACCCAUCAGGAUCAUUCUGCUUUGGUACUGCAUGGACCUCAUGUAACAAGAAGCUGUAAAACAUGAAGCUGUUCUGGUGUGUGCAUGCGUGUGAGCGAGAGAGAGAGAGACUGAAGAUGCACACUUGCAUUGUGUGCAUGCAUGUGUGGUGGCGAAACAGUGAAGUGUUGGGGAAGGCCUUUGUGAAGUGGUUUGCUUUUUAUAUGAAAUUAUUUAAUGAUUGAUAAAUGGAAGGAUUUUCUUUUUCUAUUCUUUUCUUCUUUUUUUUUUUACAAGUCUGUCUUUUAACAGCUGGUCAACAAAGUCUAGAGAGGGAGAAAAACAAUUAGGCCGCAAUGGAAUGUACAUGGAAGGCAUAUUUAAAAACUGUAAGAAUUAAUGAAUAGCUAAAAUCUUCAAAAUGCAAGUUAGAAGGAAGCCUUUUACCAAAAGACUGGACUGUGCAACUGGAGAGACAAAAUGUUUCAUUUAAUGCAAACUUAUACUGGACUUGUUUAAAUGGAGGGGGGAGGCCUGUUGUGGUGUUUUCUGUGUGAGUUCGCUGUUGCUCUUUAGGGAGCUCAUCCUUCGGUUUGUGUACAGUUGCGGCCGCUCCUCUGUUGCUGACGGUCCUCGCUGCCCGCCGUCUUAAAAAGAAAACUCCCAAUCCAGGAAGUACAGAUCGGAUUCGGCCACGUGAAGUCAAAUCAUCUUGCCAUUAUUGUCUGGUUGAUGUAGAGAGCGUUAAUAUCGUGAGGUUGGCGACAGGAAUCAUCCGAGUUGCUUUAGACUGAAUGUUGCUUCCUAUCUGGUUUCCUCCUUGUGCCAUUACUGCUUCAGCCCUUAUUGCACAGGCACUAAGGUCACCUCCUAUUUUACCUACAGAGUGGAUCAUGAAGGGUUUUCAUCUCUAGCCUUCAUUUUUUUUUUAAAGGGUGCUAUGUUUUCCUUCAGGAACUCGACAUGUGCCAGGUUGACAUAUCAUUCGAAUCUCACACUAUUUAAACUGGUUUUAAAUUGGCUGCAGCACGGAAUCGCUUCAACACAAUAAGAGCUUCGAAGAGAUCUUUUGUAUUUUUAUUUAACGUGUUCAUUUGUCCCCCGCUCAGCCGCUCGAAGGCAAUGUACCGUUUCUUUUUGAGUGUCAUCGUCUUUGACAGGAUUGUUUGCUACAGUACAGUAUGUAAGUUAUUGAUGUGCUGAUGUGAACAUGUGGGGGGGAGGCCAAACCAAGUGAAGACAAGUGGUUGCAGAGAAGAGUCAAACGUGUCCUCUUGCAUAUAAACUGAAAAAUCACAAUAUAAAUGUUCAAAUCAGACCUCAA
Messenger RNA from Platichthys flesus (European flounder), 7314 nucleotides. RefSeq names its product Ras association (RalGDS/AF-6) and pleckstrin homology domains 1b (gene raph1b). The record is from RefSeq and is a predicted model, not a curated record. The coding region runs from base 332 to 5488 and encodes 1718 amino acids. Gene Ontology annotation, biological process: signal transduction. The transcript has 18 exons. Gene Ontology annotation, cellular component: cytosol; plasma membrane. Lineage: Eukaryota; Metazoa; Chordata; Actinopteri; Pleuronectiformes; Pleuronectidae.